Triticum turgidum subsp. durum (durum wheat) is the source of this 387-nucleotide messenger RNA. NCBI's taxonomy places the organism in Eukaryota, Viridiplantae, Streptophyta, Magnoliopsida, Poales, Poaceae. The record is from the annotation of a GenBank genome assembly.
AUGUCUUGGGCCGGGCCCGACGAGAUCCUCCUCUCCACCUCCCUGGCCGGCUUCUUAGAUAAAAAACUUAUUGUCCUACUACGAGAUGGACGAAAGCUGCUUGGCACUCUCUGCUCAUUCGAUCAGUUUGCAAAUGUUGUUCUUCAGGGUGCUUGUGAACGAGUAAUUGUGGGCGAAUUAUAUUGUGAUGUUCCUCUUGGUUUAUAUGUGAUCCGCGGAGAGAAUGUUGUAUUAAUUGGAGAACUGGAUCGCGAGAAGGACGAACUCCCUAGUCACAUGACUUGUGUUUCAGAGGCUGAAAUAAGAACGGCCGAGAAAGCCGAAAAGGAAGCAAGGGAUCUGAAAGGCACAAUGAGGAAGAGGAUGGAGUUCCUAGACUUCGAUUAG